AUGACUGACCCUUCUUGUCUUCCAUUUAGGUGUGGGAACACUUACUUAGCAGAGAAAUUCCUUCCAUCAACGUCUUCAUGGCUGUUCCCACGAUCUACAGUAAACUGAUAGAAUAUCACGAUCGCCAUUUCACUCAGCCGCAUGUUAAAGACUUUGUACGAGCCGUGUGUCGGGAGCAGAUCAGGUUAAUGGUGUGUGGAUCCUCGGCUCUGCCUGUGCCAGUUCUGGAACGAUGGCUGGAGAUCACCAGUCACACCCUCCUGGAGAGAUACGGCAUGACAGAGAUUGGCAUGGCUUUAACCAAUCCGCUAAACGGACCAAGAGUGCCAGGAUCAGUGGGCAAUCCCUUACCCGGUGUAACAGUCCGUAUCACUACUGAGGCGCCUCAAACCCACGGUGCGUCCUACACCGUCUUUGCUGAAGGAGAUGUCAAUGGAACUAAGGUCUCUCCGGGAUUUCAGGAGAGAGAAGGUGAACUGCAAGUC
Messenger RNA from Staurois parvus, 485 nucleotides. NCBI's taxonomy places the organism in Eukaryota, Metazoa, Chordata, Amphibia, Anura, Ranidae. The record is from the annotation of a GenBank genome assembly.